AUGCUUAAAAGACACGGAUUAUUUUGGUUAAAGACAUGUCCCCGUCUAAAUGUUCUUCAAAAAUAUUCAAUACUUAUACCUCAUUCAUUUAUUAUUCGUAACGUUUACCAACGAAGGCAGUACGCGAAGGGAAGAAGAAACCAGGUUGUAAAGAAAGAGUUAAAGCCACUUAAGUUUCCCAUUCCAAAUUAUAUCUCCGUAAAUAAAUUAGCCAAUUUGCUAAACUGUCGCGUGGAGAAACUAAUCAAAGAUUUGACAGCACUGGGCUUUGAGAAUAUUACAACAACUUACAUCCUAUCAAAAGAAUAUGUUGAACUGAUUUUACAAGAAUACAACUUUGCACUUCCGAGUCUCUCAACAUCUACUAAUUUGGACAAUGUUUAUGAUGAGCUAAAAUCUCCUGUCAAUCCAAAGUUAUUAACGAAAAGACCUCCUGUGGUGACCAUAAUGGGCCAUGUUGAUCAUGGUAAGACAACUAUCAUAGAUUAUCUGAGGAAAUCCUCUGUUGUUGCUCAAGAACACGGUGGGAUCACACAACACAUUGGUGCCUUUCAGAUAACAACUCCAAAGUCUGGCAAAAGAAUCACAUUUCUAGAUACUCCUGGUCAUGCAGCCUUUUUAAAAAUGAGAGAGAGAGGUGCAAAUAUCACUGACAUCAUUGUUCUCGUGGUCUCUGUUGAAGAUUCUGUUAUGCCGCAGACGUUGGAAGCCAUAAAACAUGUCAAAAAGUCAGGCAAUGAAUUGAUAAUUGCAAUAACGAAAAUAGACAGGAUUCCUCAGCCGAAAGAACGUGAAAAAAAAAUUGAGAAAGUCAUCAAUGAUUUGAUUAGUCAAGAUAUUGCAGUUGAGAAAAUCGGUGGAGAUGUUCAGGUGAUUCCCAUAAGUGCCAAAACCGGCGAAAAUAUGGACCUCUUAGAGGAAUCGAUUGUGUUGUUAAGUGAUGUGAUGGAUAUUAGAGCCGAGAAUUCCCCUAAAACUAUUGCAGAGGGAUGGAUUAUCGAAAGUCAAGUCAAAAAGCAAGUUGGAAAUGUAGCUACCAUUCUGGUUAAAAAAGGCACUCUACGAAAAGGCAAAAUUCUGAUUUGUGGUAACACAUUUUGUAAAAUCAAAAACUUAAUCGAUGACAAAGGUACACACAUUCCUGAAGCAACACCGUCCUUUGCUACUGAAGUAUUUGGAUGGAAAGAUGUUCCACAUGUUGGAGACGAAAUAAUUCAAGUCAAGAGUGAAGCGAUUGCCAAAAAGUUCAUUAGUAAGAGGCAAGAUCUUGUCGAGGUUCAGAAAAACUGUAGUACCGUUGAAAGGUUAAACGAAGAGAGAGCUUUAGCCAAAGAGAAUCACCACAACAAAGAUAAAGAUGUUGAUUCAGAAAGUCAAGAUGCCACACAGGACAAUAAACUGGACGCCGGACCUAAAAAUAUUAAUUUUAUCAUCAAGUGUGAUGUCUCUGGGUCUGCUGAGGCAGUCUCAGAAAGUAUUUCUUCGUUGGGGAAUAAUGAAGUGAGAUGUAACGUCAUAUCUUCUUCUGUCGGUAUACCUGCUGAAAGCGACUUGAAGAUGGCACAAAUAACGGAUAGCACAAUCCUGUGCUUCAAUUUGGGUAAUUUACCCAGCGAGGUAAUCAACAAUAGGGCUGGCAUCAAAAUAAAACAGUACAAUGUUAUCUAUAAAUUAAUCGAGGACGUAACUGAAACGUUGACUGAAAAUCUCAAACCAAUUUUUGAAAAAAAAAUAAUCUCAACUGUAGAUAUUCGUGAAAUUUUUGAUUUUAAACUGAAAAAGAAAACAAUUAAAAUUGCCGGUUGCAAAGUAAAUAACGGUAUCAUCAAGAAGAAUUCAUUGAUUCAAGUAGUUAGGGGUCCUAAUGACGAUGUCAUUUUCKAUGGAACGCUCUCAACUCUAAAACAUAAUAAAGAUGAUGUAGCAGAAGUUUCAAAAGGACACGAAUGUGGGAUCACAUUUGAGAACGCUUUUGAAGGUUUUAAACCCGGUGAUAAAAUUUUGGCUUAUGAAAAUGUGAAAGUUCCUCGUUAUCUGUAA
This is a messenger RNA of Saccharomyces eubayanus, 2040 nucleotides long. RefSeq names its product translation initiation factor 2 (gene IFM1). Lineage: Eukaryota; Fungi; Ascomycota; Saccharomycetes; Saccharomycetales; Saccharomycetaceae. The transcript has a single exon. Bases 1 to 2040 code for a protein of 679 amino acids. Gene Ontology annotation, molecular function: GTP binding; GTPase activity; translation initiation factor activity. The record is from RefSeq and is a predicted model, not a curated record. Gene Ontology annotation, biological process: translational initiation.